UGUUGGUUGCCACCUUCACAUAACAAGACCCAAAAGCCUUUACCUCUAAAAAUGAACGCCAAACCAAUUCAGACCACACCAACAUACAUUCCUCCUCCAAUAAGGCAAAUUCCGGUUCCCCAACAACUUCCAUUGCCGCCAUCACCACCAACCAUACCUCGUGCAAUAUCCAUAACCGCACCCGAAACCCAUGUUGCCGUCCCCGUAGUACCUCCUCCAUCUAUAGACCUUGAUGACUCCAUAACCGCCUUUUGGGACUACCAAUUCCUCUUCGUCUCACAGCGAUCCGAAACAACCCAACCAAUCACGCUACGCCUUGUGGACGGCGUCAUACCGUCGGAUUUCCCCUCCGGCACGUACUAUCUAACCGGACCGGGGCUUUUCUCCGAUGAUCACGGCUCCACAGUGCACCCACUAGACGGUCAUGGAUACCUAAGAGCAUUCACGAUUGACAACAAUAGAGUGACGUACAUGGCGAAAUACAUUAAGACAGAAGCGCAAGUAGAAGAGCAUGAUCCAGAAACUGACACGUGGCGGUUUACGCAUAGAGGUCCGUUUUCUGUGUUGAAAGGUGGGAAGAAAGUUGGGAAUACGAAGGUAAUGAAAAAUGUCGCGAACACUAGUGUGGUGAGGUGGGGGGAGAAGCUACUAUGCAUGUGGGAAGGUGGUGAGCCUUAUGAGAUUGAAUCUGGGACGUUGGAUACGAUCGGACGGUAUAACAUGAUGGACGGUCAUGAUGAUUCGACGGAAGAUAGUGAUGGUGUAUGGGAGGUUGCUGCCGGCCUCUUGAAGCCUAUUUUGUACGGUGUGUUUAAGAUGCCACCAAGGAGGCUUUUGUCUCACUAUAAGGUUGAUUCUAGUAAGAGCAGGCUACUUACUGUUUCUUGCAAUGCAGAAGACAUGUUGCUUCCACGCAGCAAUUUUACUUUUAGCGAAUACGAUUCCAAUUUCAAGUUGUUACAUAAGCAAGAGUUUAGAAUCCCAGACCACCUUAUGAUCCAUGAUUGGGCUUUCACAGAUACCCACUACAUAGUGUUUGCCAAUCGCAUAAAACUUGACGUGCCAGGAUCAGUGGCAGCAGUGUGUGGGAUAUCACCAAUGAUAUCAGCAUUAAAAGUGAAUCCAAGUAAGAACACAUCGCCCAUAUACUUGCUUCCUCGCUUCCCAACCAAAUCCAAAUCCAAUUUCAGAGACUGGAGAGUCCCACUUGAAGCACCUUCACGGUUAUGGCUGCUCCAUGUUGGCAAUGCCUUUGAACUUCGUCAUGCCAAUGGCAAUUUACAUAUUCAAAUCACUGCUGCUGCUUGUUCUUACCAGUGGUUCAAUUUUCGCAACUUAUCAGGAUACAAUUGGCAAAAUCAAAAGCUAGAUCCAUCAAUAAUGAACAUACAAGGUGAAAAUAACUUGUUGCCUCAUCUUGUUCAGGUAUCAAUAAAAUUAGAUUCUGACCACAAUUGCCAAGAAUGCAAUGUGAAGGCUAUGAAGAAAUGGAAGAAAUCUUCAGAUUUUCCUACUAUAAAUCCUGCAUUUUCUGGCAAGAGAAACAAGUAUCUCUAUGCUGCAACUACUUUAGGGUCACGUAAAACAUUACCAAGCUUCCCUUUUGAUACUGUUGUGAAGUUAGAUUCAGAGACAGAUUCUGUGCAAACUUGGACUGUUGGAAGCAGAAGAUUUAUUGGGGAGCCUAUUUUUGUCCCAAAAAGUGAUUUAGAAGAAGAAGAUGAUGGCUACCUCCUUGUUGUUGAGUAUGCAGUUUCAAUGCAGAGAUGUUACCUUGUUAUCUUGAACCCAAAAAUGAUAGGAACCUCCAAAGCCCUCGUCGCCAGACUUGAAAUUCCAAGGCAUUUAAACUUUCCCUUAGGAUUUCAUGGUUUUUGGGCAGCUAGCGGGAACCAAAUUUAAGUUAUGAAAAACCUUCUACAUUAAAAUGAAUUUUCACUCAUGGUUCGCACAAUUGAUGGUUGUAGUUUAUAUGCGUACACGAAAGAGGUUAAUGUAAACAACAGGUUAUAAUUGAAAAUUAGAUUAUACUAAAAAUAGUGUAAAUAUAAGCAUGAACUCAGGUUUUUUGGUUUCAAAAAAGUGGAUACUUAUAUGAGAAUGUAUUCAUGUGAAAAUAAUAAUUAAGAUGCAUAUAUAUUAUAUUAAAUAACUUAGUCUAACAUGUCAAAUCAUUUAAUAAUUCUUAAUUAAUAAUUUACACAUCAAGACAUCUUCUCAUGAAUAAUUACAUUGAAUAAAUGACACAAAAGUAUGAGGAGCUGUACAAUCAACGAACAAAAAGUAACAAACAGUAAACAAAAAAGGUUAUUGACUAAUUUUUUUCCUAUUUCAGGUUAGUGACUUUAUUAUAUAAUAAUGAUUACAUUUGUAGAUAGGUUAUAUGCAAUACUAUCUUUACAAUAAUUGCUUAAACAGUUUUAGCUAAAUACAUUAAAGUAUUUACUUAUCAAACUUCUUAUGAUAUAUAUGACAUUAUAUGUUAAUCAAAAUUAUAUUUCUGUAUAUUACAAAGAUUAUCGUAAAAGACUGUAAAAGUAUGUUGAGGUCCAAAUUUUCAGAGAAAUAAACAAAAAUUAAUUAGGAUAAAAUGAUUGUUUAGCUAUGUUACUUUUGAUAUAAGACAAUUUAUAUUAUUAAAAGAUAUAAAAUUAUCUUUUAUUGAGUUGUCUUAGUAUGAUACUUUUACAAUUAUAAAGAAUAUCUUUUGAAUUUUUAAAUGUUAUCAAAUUUAUUUUGAGGAAUAUAUUGAUCUUCUUUUUGUGAUCAAUAAGUUAAUAAAUUAAGAAAAAAUAAAAGACAAAUAAUAAAAAUGUUAACCCUUAACAUUUAUGAAUUAUUUAUUCCAAAGUAUAUAAGAAUGUUAAUUAAAAAAAAAACUUCGUACUUGACAUUAGCUAUUAAACUUGUUAUUGUAAUUGUGUGAAAAUAGGGAGACUAAAUUGACUGUUACUCCUACUCCUAGCUUAUUAUAUUAGACUUGCAUUAAUAGUUAGUGAGCAUAUUUGUACAAGUAACCCCAAAUGAUAAUUGUAGAACUCUAGUUAUCGGUGAACUUUACCUUACUGAGAAUUCGUAAUUGCCGCUGAAAUCUAACUUAUUUGGAAUUUUCACACUGGACUCGAUGGAAGCAGAUUAGUAUUCAACCAUUGUGACAAUCAAUGUCGAACUUAAUAGAUACUCAAGCACUAAUAUCUCACAAUUAGGUUGUGUGUACUACUAGCAAGUAGCAAAGCCAUAACCUAGAAAUGCAUAACCUUUUAGCCUAUUCUCAA
Arachis ipaensis is the source of this 3275-nucleotide messenger RNA. The record is from RefSeq and is a predicted model, not a curated record. NCBI's taxonomy places the organism in Eukaryota, Viridiplantae, Streptophyta, Magnoliopsida, Fabales, Fabaceae.